Molecule: messenger RNA, 5470 nt
Organism: Heterocephalus glaber (naked mole-rat)
Lineage: Eukaryota; Metazoa; Chordata; Mammalia; Rodentia; Bathyergidae
Source: RefSeq, a predicted model, not a curated record
GGCUCCCGCGCCGCGCUCGCCUUUGUCCGCCCUCCGGAGCGUGCGGCGUCGCAGCCUGAGGCGGCGGCUGCCCGUUGGCCCCGCGCGCCGCGGCGAUGCCGGACCAGAUUUCCGUGUCGGAAUUCGUGGCCGAGACCCUUGAGGACUACAAGGCGCCCACGGCCUCCAGCUUCACCACGCGCACGGCCCAGUGCCGGAACACGGUGGCGGCCAUCGAGGAGGCUUUGGAUGUGGACCGGAUGGCUCUUUACAAAAUGAAGAAAUCGGUGAAAGCAAUAAACAUCUCUGGGCUGGCGCACGUGGAGAACGAGGAGCAGUACACCCAGGCCCUGGAGAAGUUCGGUAGCAACUGUGUGUGCAGAGAUGACCCGGAUUUAGGGAGUGCAUUCCUAAAGUUCUCUGUGUUCACCAAGGAGUUGACAGCCCUAUUCAAAAAUCUGAUUCAGAAUAUGAACAACAUAAUCUCCUUCCCUUUGGACAGUUUGCUGAAAGGUGACCUGAAAGGAGUCAAAGGGGAUUUGAAAAAGCCCUUUGAUAAAGCUUGGAAGGACUAUGAAACAAAAAUAACCAAAAUAGAAAAGGAGAAGAAGGAGCACGCCAAGCUCCACGGGAUGAUUCGCACUGAAAUAAGUGGAGCUGAAAUCGCAGAGGAGAUGGAGAAGGAGAGGCGCUUGUUCCAGCUCCAGAUGUGCGAGUAUCUGCUGAAGGUGGAUGAAAUCAAGACUAAAAAAGGAGUGGAUUUACUUCAGAAUCUGAUCAAAUACUUCCAUGCCCAGUGCAACUUUUUCCAGGAUGGUCUGAAAGCAGUGGAAAGCCUCAAACCUUCCAUCGAGAUGCUGUCCACCGACCUUCACACGAUCAAGCAGGCCCAGGAUGAAGAAAGAAAGCAGCUGAUACAGCUUCGAGAUAUUUUGAAGUCGUCAGUACAGGUUGAGCAGAAAGAGUCUAGGAGAGACUCACAACUUCGACAGAGUACAGCUUAUAGCUUACAUCAGCCUCAGGGAAACAAGGAACAUGGCAUGGAGCGGAAUGGCAACCUCUACAAGAAAAGCGAUGGGAUCCGUAAAGUGUGGCAGAAAAGGAAAUGUUCAGUGAAAAAUGGUUUUCUGACCAUAUCCCACGGUACCGCUAACCGGCCUCCCGCAAAGCUCAACCUGUUGACCUGCCAGGUGAAGACCAACCCCGAGGAGAAGAAGUGUUUUGACCUCAUCUCACAUGACAGGACAUACCACUUCCAGGCAGAGGAUGAGCAGGAGUGCCAGAUAUGGAUGUCAGUGCUGCAGAACAGCAAGGAGGAGGCUUUGAACAAUGCGUUUAAGGGUGAUGACAGUACAGGAGAGAAUAACAUUGUCCAGGAGCUGACCAAGGAGAUCAUCUCGGACGUGCAGAAGAUGACGGGCAACGAUGUGUGCUGUGACUGUGGAGCACCAGAUCCGACAUGGCUUUCCACCAACCUGGGCAUCCUGACCUGCAUUGAAUGUUCCGGAAUCCACCGAGAGCUAGGGGUUCACUAUUCCAGGAUACAGUCCCUGACCUUAGAUGUGCUAGGAACAUCUGAGUUGCUGCUUGCCAAGAAUAUUGGGAAUGCAGGCUUUAACGAGAUUAUGGAGUGCUGCCUGCCAGCUGAGGACGCUGUCAAACCCAACCCGGGCAGCGACAUGAAUGCAAGGAAGGACUACAUCAUGGCCAAGUACAUCGAGAGGAAGUACGCAAGGAAGAAACACACAGACAGUGCUGCAAAGCUGCAUAGCCUGUGCGAGUCCGUCAAAGCGAGGGCCAUUUUCGGAUUGCUCCAGGCCUAUGCCGAUGGUGUGGAUCUGACGGAGAAGAUCCCCCUGGCCAACGGCCACGAGCCAGAUGAGACGGCGCUGCAUCUUGCAGUCAGAUCCGUGGACCGGACUUCUCUCCACAUUGUGGACUUUCUUGUUCAGAACAGUGGGAACCUAGACAAACAGACAAGCAAAGGCAGCACGGCCCUGCACUACUGCUGCCUGACAGACAAUGCUGAGUGCCUCAAGCUGCUGCUGCGAGGCAAGGCCUCCAUCGAGAUAGCGAACGAGUCUGGAGAGACCCCGCUGGACAUCGCCAAGCGCCUGAAGCAUGAGCACUGCGAGGAGCUGCUGACCCAGGCCUUAGCCGGGAGGUUCAUCUCUCACGUCCAUGUUGAGUAUGAGUGGCGGCUGCUGCACGAGGACCUGGAUGAGAGUGACGAUGAUGUGGAUGAGAAGCUGCAGCCUAGUCCCAACCGGCGGGAGGACAGGCCCGUCAGCUUCUACCAGCUGGGGUCCAGCCAGCUUCCGCCCAGUGCUGCAUCUUUGGCCAAGGACAAGCCGAGGAGCUUUGUGCCCAGCAUCCUGCAGAAUGAGACCUAUGGAGCCAUCCUGAGCAGCAGCCCGCCCCCGUCCCAGUCCGCAGCCCCCAGCACCACCAGUGCCCCCCCCCUCCCGCCUCGGAACCUUGGCAAAGUUCAGACAGCCUCCUCAGCUAGCACCCCGUGGAAGACAAACUCUGUAGGUGUGGAUGGUGUCAGCAGGCAGCGAUCUUCGUCAGAUCCGCCAGCUGUCCACCCACCGCUGCCCCCUCUGCGAGUGACAUCGACCAAUCCUCUGACCUCUACGCCACCCCCUUCCGUGGCCAGGCCGCCCCCUGUGCUAGAGGCCCUGAGCCAGCCGAGCAAGGCCCCGCCGCCUGAGGCCUCCCAGAGCAAGGCCCUGCCACCCCAGCCGCCCAGCCGCCCGCCACAGAAGAAGCCAGUGCCCGGGGCCGACAGGCCAACCCCACUGGGCAGCAAGGGCCAGCCACGAGGACCGGAAGCUGCGGGUGCCCUGUCCAAUGCUGCAGGCCUGCAGCCACCCGCGCCCAUGCCCAGGAAGUCUCAGGUGACCAAGUUGAAGCCCAAGCGGGUCAAAGCACUCUAUAACUGUGUGGCCGACAACCCAGACGAGCUGACUUUCUCUGAGGGGGACGUGAUCAUCGUGGAUGGCGAGGAGGACCAGGAGUGGUGGAUCGGCCACAUUGACGGAGACCCCAGCCGCAAGGGAGCCUUCCCUGUGUCGUUCGUGCACUUUAUUGCUGACUAAGUCACCAAACACAAGCCCUUUUCAGCUGUUCCAUUCUGGGCUCAUCAUUGGUACCAAAAUUCUCACCAGAUCACCACCCUCGAUGAUCAUGCCGUACGGUAGCCUGUUCUCUGUCCUACCAGUGUUUGGUUUUAAAAACUCAAAGGCAGUUUUUACAUAAAAGCAAAUUGUUUCUAUAAUUUGCAGUUUUCGUGAAAUAUUGCUCUACUUUUAUUAGGAAAAACUGAAUUUCCUAAGGUGAACUGAAAAGUUAUUUUAACUAUAUAACCAAGAUCCUGCAUUUACAGAAUUAGCUAACCUUAAAAGUGUUGAAAUGAAGACUCUUAGAAAUUCUUCCUGCUUUUCUUGGUUCGAUUCUGGAGUUAACUAUUUUAGGAAGCCAGUAAACUGCCACUCUAAAAAUCCACAGCCAGCCAUGCAUGGUGGUGCACGCCUGUCAUCCCAGCACUCUGGGAGGCUGAAGCAGCAGGAUCCCAAGUUUGUCCCCAGCCUGGGCAACUUAGCCACUUAGCAAGACAAAAGACCCUGAGUUCAAUCUCAAGUAUGGGGGUGGGGGUUAAAAAUAUUUUAUGGCACAUGAGAAUUACGUGAAAUUCACAUUACACUGCCCAUCAGUAAGGCUUUGUGUCCACAGUCAGGCCCAGGAUUUCUCCAUCAGUUCACCUUUAAAGACACAUACGCCCUGGAAACUCACCCAGCGUAUUUAAAGCAGCUUGGGGAUUUGCACCUCACUAGCCUUGUCCUGUGUCCUGUCCUGCAUGUGUGUGACCUGUGUCGGGAACAGUCAAGCUCAACCAGGCUUACGGUGGCCCAUGACAACAUAUGGAAAUAGCAGUCCAUUCCUUCCAGAAACCGCAGGUGAUGGACUGCAAAACAGCUCCCUAACCCAGUUGAUGCGCCUUUGGUGUUUUGGCGUUUGCCUUCUCGUUUCCCCAUGACACAGAAAGCAGCUGUGUUCCCUCUGGUUCCUGUUGUGUGUGCCACUCACUGCCCUUUCUGUCCCGAGGACGUGCCCAGCUUAGCAUGUCAUAUCUAUAGAAUAUGCCAACAGAAUGGUCGCUCCACUGUCUUGACAUUUAUCUGUCCAUGUGUACUCCAGAACCAUCAGGAACCUAGGUCCUGGGGAAUGCAAUGCUCCCGCGUACCCGUCUUCCUGCUUGAGGCCAUCGAUGUCACUGAACCUUACACUACUGGGGGAGGGGUGGGGAUUAGGUUGUAUGUGAGAAAAUCCAAACUCAUCAGCGUAACGAACCUGACUCAUACCUCUACCUAGUAAUUAUGGGCAUAGAUUCACAGUAAGAGAUUGGAAAUCUUGGCACUCUUUCAGAAUAAACAGGCAAGUGAUACCCACUUGGAAUUUUGAAUGAAAAUAAAGGAAUAAUGUAAGUGUAGGCUUGGAAAGCAAGCAGACAGUGCUGUACCACAUGAUGCUGUGCCAUUCGUUGGGAUGGCACAUUUGAUCGAAGCAGCUUGUCUUCAUGAUGCAAGACUCUCAUAACUGUGGAGCUUUUAAAAAUUUUUUUGUCACUGUAUUUUUGUUCACUCUGAUAAAGGAAGACAGAACAAACUGGAAUGUCUUAUGAUGCUGGCUAGCCAGCCAUUGCUUUUUGCCUUUCAGCGUUCCAGGUAAAUGUGUUAGAUCUGUAAUUACAGUCUAUUUCUUAAGCACUACAUCUAACUUCACUCCUGUUACUUUCUGCUGUUUGAACCCUCUGCUGAGUCAUUUUCUCAGAUCUGAGUGUGAGUGCACAGAUUCCGCAUGGCGCAUGGCUGCCCGCGUCUGUGACACCUGGUGCCAGGGAUCUGAGGAAUUGAGCUGAUUCACAUUAACACUUGAACUCCAGCCCCAAAUUAAUCUACCAGGCCCACUGGUACAGAAACACCUGGGAAAUAUUUUCCCAGUCUGCAAUUCAGUGGUGCUAUCGUGCAGCCAUGAAUAGUCCUCUUGCCCGAGGAGAAAUUCUAUUCACUUCCCCACAGAUGUCUUUUCCUAGUUAUUUGCUCUUCAGAAAAGGAAAAAAAAAAAAAAAGCAAACCUGAGAGGAAGGAGAACAUUGUAGAUAUCUAUUUAUAUUUAAAGUUUACAUUUCAUGAGCUUCAGCUGCAGGACUCUGGCAUUUCUGCGUGCCAGUUUCCACCAGAUCUGAUGCAGAAGGCUGGCGCUCAGCUAUGCGCGCCUGGGAUGAUGCUGUUUAGAUGUAUUAUAUUCAGUCCACUCACUUGAUCACUUCGGUCUAGGUGCAGCGCAACUGUAUAUAUUGUAUAACGGAAAUUGAUUCUUAUUUUCAUUGUUCUUAUGGCAGUGAUUUAUAAUUAGAGCAUGUUUAAUAAAGUUUACUCUCCUUGUUAACUAGUCAUUUGACUAGAAAAAUAAAAUACUUUUAAAUGGA